Molecule: messenger RNA, 2511 nt
Organism: Rhopalosiphum maidis (corn leaf aphid)
Lineage: Eukaryota; Metazoa; Arthropoda; Insecta; Hemiptera; Aphididae
Exons: 3
Coding region: 499-1668 (389 amino acids)
Molecular function (GO): protein binding
Source: RefSeq, a predicted model, not a curated record
AGGACCCAGACUGUCAACGGGCCACAGGCUUUCUCGUUGAGGACUCUUGUCACUUCUGAGUUCUGACGUUUAAAGCGUCGUCGGCGUCGAUGCGUCGAACUCAUCUCAUCUUGUAACUUGAAAUUUGUAUGAUUUUCCAAAUGUCUUUCAAUCGAUCGUCGCCGAACACUGCCUUAUGAAACUAUAGCAGAUCUUCGUAACAAACCACUCACCUUUAGCCCAUCUAGAUUGUUACUUUAAAAUUUCGUUUAGUUCGUGGCUCAAACACCUAUUAAUGUAUUAUAUCGCGUGUGAUAUCAAUAAAUCGAGUUUAAUUUCAUCGCAAGAUCACUUGGCCCAUACAGCAUACUCUAGUCUUCCCUAGUCUACACGUAAAUUGGUGUGGACGUAUGGUUCAAUUCUGUCAACAAUACUCAGUGUGGUUCGCAGACCUAUUGCCUCUACUGAUCAGUACUUGCCGCUUGGUUCGUACUAAGUUGAAUUAAACAAAAAUUUAAAAUGGAUGACUACAGUUUAUGUCCAUGUGUGCGUAUUGAAAACCCUAAAGACCGUGUAUGUUUUUCCAAUGAUUGUGAUACGCGUACUGUAUUUACAUUAAGUAAAUUUGCAUAUUAUGCUUGUAUUGACAUUCAAAGAAAAGAGUAUAACAGAAUUAGGAAUGCACCAGAAGUCGACAUACAAAACUGUUGUCGCCAAAUAUUUCAUACCAUUAAAAGAAACAUCGAUUUGCCAUAUGAUCCAACUCAUUUAGAUUGUCUCUUUGUAUAUCGAGAGAGCUUUAGAGUGGCAUGUUUUGAAGCAGCAAGAGUUGGACAUAUGGACUGUUUGAGAUUUGCUCACGAAAAUGGAUUUGAAUGGAACUAUAAAACAUGCAAGAGAGCUGCUAAAAAUGGACAUCUAGAUUGUUUAAAAUAUGCCCAUGAACAUGGAUGUCCAUAUGGCAAUAAUGUUUUAAAAGACUCUGCUAAAGGUGGACACUUAGAGUGUAUGAAGUACUUGUACGAAACUGGAUGUAGGUUGACAAUGUUUGCAACCUCUGCUGCUGCAGAAGGUGGUUUUCUACAAUGUUUAAAAUAUGCUCAUGAAAUUGGAUGUCCUUGGGGAAUAAAAACAUGCACCAAAGCUGCAGCUGGUGGUUACUUGGAUUGUUUAAAAUAUGCACAUAAGAACGGAAGUGUCUUAACCUUGAAAACAUGUGCAGCUGCAGCAAGAGGUGGACAUUUGAAAUGUUUAAAAUAUGCACAUAAAAAUAGAUGUAGAUGGGACGAAGAAACAUCAAAUAAUGCCGCACUUGGUGGACAUUUUGAGUGUCUAGUGUAUGCACAAAAACAUGGAUGUCCGUUGGGCCUAAAUAUUUUGGAAAAGGCUGCAAUAGGAGGAAACGUGUAUUGUAUGAGAUACUUGUAUAAAUUAGGAUGUCAAAUAGGAAGAUUAACCUGUGCUACUGCUGCAAAACACGGGAACUUGGAAUGCUUGAAAUUUUGCCGUAAAAUUGGAUGUGAAUGGGGAAGACAUGUGUGCACCAAAGCUGCAGCUGGUGGCCAUUUAUCAUGUCUCAUCUAUGCCCAUGAACAUGGUUGUAUUAUGACCUGUAACACGUGCACAGCUGCUGCAAGAGAUGAACAUCUAGAAUGUUUAGAGUAUAGCCGUCAGUUUGUAAACUGGUAAAAGUGAGAUAAAGCGUAAAUAAAUACUUUUAAAUUUUGAUUUAAGAAUAUGCUAUUUACUUAAGAAAUUGUAAUGAGUUAAAAAUAAGAUACGGAUACUUGUUAAAUUAAGUACAAUUAUGAAGGUAAAAUAAUAUUCUGGAGUAAAUAUAUGAUUAUAAUAUAUAUAUUAUAUACUUAUUUAAGUUGAAAUUUCGUUCGAUAUAAAGGAUGAAACUGACCAAUUCAAAAUUAUUUAUAAAAAUGUAUUUCAAGUGUAAUUUUCCUAAGAACGUAUUUAGUACCUAGUAUAAAAUGUAAAUAUGAUAAACACUUAGAUUUGUUGUAAUUGUAAUCAGGCAUGGAUCCAGGAUAUCUAAUUGGAAGAAGGAUAUCAAAUAUGUAUAGAAUUUACAGAAACCAUCAUAUACCUGAUAUAUUCAUUUUCAUCAUAUUUUUUUUUUUGUGAGCAGGGCAUUUUGCUUAACCCCUGUAUCCAUGUCUGCUUGAAAUAAUAUGUAUAAUUAGUAUUUACUAUUUAAUGUACUUGCAAAGAGCAAAUUAUUUUAUUAUAUAUUCUAAUAUUCAAUGUUAAACAUAUAUUUCUAAAGAACUAUGAUUGGUAAUAAAUAUUGAACAAUUAUUUAAAUAAAGAAGAAAAUAACUAUUCUUCAAAAAUAAAAAUAUCAUCUAACUAAAAAAAUUAAAUUGUGGGCGACAACAGGCUUCAGACUCUGUAGAAACGCUAAUCAAGCAAUUGGUACAGUAUCAAGCUACAUAUUUUAUAGUAAAAUUUCUUUGAAACUAAAAAUAACGUGUUACUAUUUAUUUGAAUUAGAAAAACAUUUGAUCCUAUAGAUCAUAU